Molecule: messenger RNA, 818 nt
Organism: Cylas formicarius (sweet potato weevil)
Lineage: Eukaryota; Metazoa; Arthropoda; Insecta; Coleoptera; Brentidae
Exons: 3
Coding region: 108-719 (203 amino acids)
Biological process (GO): vesicle-mediated transport
Cellular component (GO): membrane
Source: RefSeq, a predicted model, not a curated record
ACCUGCAAGUUUGAAAAUGUCAAGAUAACUGGGCUCGAAUUUGUAAAUUCGCAGAGUUUAAUGAUGAAUAAACAUUAUUAAGGAACGACUGCACUACACACGCCACAAUGGUCGAUUUAAAGAAAGAUUUGGACGAAUAUCUUCUGCUUCAGAGCGAUCAGAAGAAAUCUUUCAAACUGCAGAUGCCAGUGAUUCAAAAACCAAAUUUAACGAAUUGGUUUAAAAGAGAACAGGCACAGGAAGAAACUACGUGGUUUCAGGAAACGAAAAAAGACUGUUGCCCUAGCCUUUCAAGAAUUCAACGAAUUGUAUUUUUUGUGAUAUGCAUUGGAAUGGGGAUAUUGUGCUUCUCGAUAUCCUUGAUGUAUAUUCCUGUGCUACUGUUCAAAGCUAGAAAAUUUGCAUUACUAUUUACUUUAGGUAGCCUGUUUUUUAUUUUAAGUUUUUUUUUCCUGUGGGGGCCCUUGGCUUAUCUAAAACACAUGUUCACCAGAGAAAGAAUAUUUUUGACAUUGACAUAUGGUGGUACAUUGUUCGCUACCCUAUAUUGUGCCCUUCAUUUGCAAAGCACCCCAUUUACAGUAUUGUUUGCUGUUGGCCAAAUCAUUUCGUUAUUGUGGACUGUGAUAGCCAAUAUUCCUGGAGGUUCAUCAGGCAUUUCUUUUUUCACAAAAAUAUUUUCUCGAUCAGUAAGUGGAGGCAGUGCUUUACCCAUAUGAUUUCAUUCAAUCAAUAAUUUUGUAUUUUCUUAUGUCACUUAUUUCAGUUAAUUUUUAGGAUGUAUAUAUAGAACUAAAAGUAAACUGCUAAAAAAAGUA